CAUGUCUCCUUGAGUAAUUCAUAUCACUGAUGACUCUCCUCCAGUAAGAACGGGGUCUCGCACCUAAAUCGGGACCAACGAUCCGCCAGGUCUGCCGAGCGCCUCCUCCGUCAGCGGGAUGCUGGGAAAUUUUACUCAACGGAAGCGCAACAUCUCCGUGUCCGGGGGUGAGUCUUGGUGAACAACCGUUUUUGUUCAGGGGGCUCUAAAUAUCUCUCUUCUACCGGUACUGGCAGCCAGACAGGUGAGCCCAAGACCCUCUCGUUACCGGUACCUGUGCCAUACACGGCUCCAACUCUCUGAAUUACACCUCUCGGACCUCUAUUUAGUCCCCUCCAUCCCCCCCCUCCUCCACGCUGCCGCCGCCACCGCUAUCCUCUCACUUCCUCUUUACUCUGCUGUUUUCCGUCAUUCCUUAAUUCUGCUUUUGCUCGCACUCCAAUCAUGCCAAAGGAUAAGGAUGGGACCGUUCUGGUCUCGGUAAGUGCGGCUUGCUUGAUUCAAACUCCACCUACAGCCCGUGAAAAUCGGUUGAUUAGGAAUAAUCCUUACUGACUUUGUCGUAGAUGUCCGGGAAGUGGGUUUCCUACACUCACACAGUAACUGCCUAUUGUCAGUCAUCAUAUGCGCCGUCCAUUGAGAUCGAUCGCUAAUCACUUUUUGUUUUGUUUACGUAGGCGGAUUCCUGGGCGCGUUGAUCGUGGGAAUGUAAGGCAGUCGUGUUCAUUACAGCCGCCAACAUUCAGAAAAUUCUCAACAGCUAAAACUUUUUACCCAGGUCACUCCACUUUCACAAAAUUGUUCAGAAUGAGCACUAUGUAGGUCUUCGCUUGAGUUAUCUCCGCCAUUGCUGCUCCGGCUCGGGCCUCCCCUGUGGCCUUGUCAGUUACCGAAUAAUAAGUGUUGGGGUGGCUGAUCGUACCUUCCAACAAAACAGGGUUAUCCGGACGAAUGGUUUCCAUCAGUGUCAGCUACAAUUGGUGACAGAUAUCCUGAACGAUCGCUGUUUCAGCUCUUCAUUUGCUUAACAUCCGGUCCUCGUUUCGCCCUCGUUUUCCUAUGGUAUCUUCUUACCGCACGCCCCGGUGCUUUUGCUCCCAAGUUUGUGGCUAGCAUCGGUCUCAUCCGUUCGCUACUUUGCGGAGGCUGGGUAUACGUUACUUCUACCGACGACCAUGACUAUCACGAUAUCUUCAUGAUUUCUUACCUCGUCUUUACCCUCCCUUGGACUCUGGGCUGUCUCGCUUUGUCCCCAAUGAAUCGUACAGCAAUCAAGUAUAGAAAACUACUCGCUGGUCUUUUCUUUGGUACACUUGUACCACUGAUUUAUUUCUUUAUCCAGCACAAAGUCCACAAAGUUGCCGGAGGUAAGCAAGUGGCGCGAUUGCAACGUGGUUGGCUGGUCCCAGUUAACAGAGACUGACCAUUGCAAUAGCUUACACUAUUUAUGCUUUCUUUGAAUGGUCUCUCAUCUUAUUCGAUGUUGGUUUUGAUGCUGUUACUGCCCUAGAUUUUGAAGGAUUCGAAUUUAGAGUUGUAGAUGUCAAGGGUGUCAAUAAAGGGUAUGUUCAGUGGCUCCCGCUGUAGAUAAAUUAUAUAUCUGCUGCACUUCAAUAUAAAAGAUACCCCAUAUCAAAUGCUAGGCGAAAAAUUCAUUCUAAACAAAAUGUUUUGGCAGAAAAAAUGCGGCGCUUUCCGACGCAGUUCUCGAAAAAUCAAAGUAGGUCUCGGCCCUCCCGAACCUUGGAGGAUUUAUGGAGAGUCAUCUUCUGACAUGGAAUCAAGGGUGGAUAAGAAGCAGAUCCCACAGCAGUUUUUAACUGAAACUUACUCGUGGAGCGAUAUGCUCGACGCUCUUGCCGAUGUGUACAGCGGGGUAAGCGUCGAGAUAACCCCUUUAUUUGUCCAUUUAUACCUGGUUGCUGACACGCAAUGAUAGUUCAUGUUUUGGUCCAUCUUGACAUCGCUCGGAGUGACCAUUUGGUGUAAGUCACAAGUAAAUCGAUACAGUUUUGAGACAGGGGAGGCUUACAAAAGCCAGAUUUUCCGCUUUGGCAUAUGGGUAUCUCGGGUUACGAGGUGCUUGUCAUGGCUACAGUGUCACCAUUUUUACUAGGCAUCGGUUCAAUCCGCAGAAUAGUGGUUAGCCAUUCCCGCUACGUUUAUCUGCUAUCCCUACUUGGCCUCACAGCAUUCAUAUCCAAAGUGCCGGAAACCCGUCUCUUCUCUGUUGCGGCUGGCGUUUGGUUUACAACCCUCGCAUGGACAGGCAGCUUCUUUGCCGAAAGGGCACAGCCCGGGAGAUUGGAGGCGAAGGUUUCUGCAUUUUCGCUUGGCCUGAUCGCAUCCAGUAUUGCAAAAUUUGCCUGCCGCAGCAAUAAUCCUAUAUGGCCCAUCAUGAAUACCGAGAACGGUGGAUGGAAUAAGACUGGGCUUGUUCUUGCGGUAUUGGCGGUUCUCCGUUCGACUGGAAGAGCACCAGUUGGUGAACUCCCAUUGCCCCCCCCCAACAAAAGUGGGUCCUCGGUUUUACCAGCUGUCGGCUUGGGCGGACUUCUCUUUGGCCUCCAUUCACUGCUGUCUGAUUCCAGCACCAUGAUCACUUGGGUUUGGGAUGGAUACCCGGUCAAAGGGCCCCUUGCUGUCCCUCAUGGUGCAUAUGCCUUUGUUGCAAUGGGAGCAGGUUUCUUAAUCGGUCUCUUGCGCGAGGAUUUGGCAAGGACGUGGACAUUUUACGGCGUCGGGUGCACUGCAGCUGCUAUUUUCUAUCGCAAUUCUGGAUGGACUGGAUAUUAUGGCGCAUUGGUGCUGGCUUUGUAUCUGAUGGCUCUAGUUCCUUCAUUUAUUCAGUCAGCAACCAAACACAGCCCCGGAAAAACCUUUGGCUUAUCAUUCUUGAUUUACAAUGUAUUGGUUUUGGCACAUGUCUGGGUUGUUGCCUAUGCUUUUGUCCCCGGCGGUCCUCUACUCCGCGAGAGGACGGACCUUGUCAUGACCGUUAUGAUGUUGGCAAUCGGUGUUGGCACUUCCGCGACUACGAGCCACGGGCCAAAGAGUGCUAGGGAGUUGAGGGCGGAGGACUUCCCAAGCCGAAGACGCUUCAGAUCUUACGCUGUCUAUUCCCUCAUCGGCCUGGAGCUCUUCGCAGCAUCAGUCGCGUACAUACGUUUCCCAUCCUUCGACUACCAACCAUACCACAAAGGAGAAAAGGUACUGACCGCCGGCAUAUGGACAGUCCACUUUGCGCUCGACAAUGACAUGUGGAGCAGUGAGAGGCGUAUAAGAGAUGUUAUCAAGGAAAUGGAGGUCGAUGUUAUCGGUCUCCUUGAAUCGGACUUGCAAAGGAUUAUCAUGGGCAACCGUGACAUGACGCAAUUCCUUGCGGAAGAUCUCGGAAUGUAUGCAGACUUUGGCCCUGGGCCAAACAAGCACACAUGGGGAGCUGCCCUUCUCUCCAAAUUCCCCAUUGUCAACUCCACACAUCAUCUCCUUCCUUCGCCGGUGGGCGAGCUUGCACCCGCUAUCCUUGCGACACUAGAUAUAUACGGAGAGAUGGUAGACGUCCUAGUUUUCCAUAGUGGACAAGAGGAGGAUGUACUAGACAGGAAAUUGCAGAGUGAGGGUAUUGCAAAGCUUAUGGGCGACAGCCCAAGGCCGUUGAUCCUGCUAAGCUAUCUCGUCACGAAGCCCAAACAGGGCAAUUACAACACAUACGUCAGCGAGGCGAGUAGGAUGAAGGACAUCGACAGCAGCGAUUGGGAUAGAUGGUGCGAAUACAUCCUCUACAGGGGAUUGAAGAGAAUCGGAUACGCUAGAGUCUCGCGGAGUACGAUAACAGACACUGAGAUCCAGGUAAGGACCCCCUCGAUCAUGUUUUAGCAUUGGCAAGGCUGAUCAUCUCUGACUUAGUUGGGCAAAUUCGUCAUUGGAGAACCGGAAGGUACCGAUGAAGUAAUACCCGAGAGCGAAGUGCCGGUGGGAUAUAGAUUCCCAGGUAUGUUCAAAGGACAAGGUGUCCGAGGUCACAAGUAUCACGUAUUCAACGAGCCACGGUUAGAACAACUGCCCCCACCUCGAUUUGCGACCUAG
Molecule: messenger RNA, 4089 nt
Organism: Tuber aestivum (summer truffle)
Lineage: Eukaryota; Fungi; Ascomycota; Pezizomycetes; Pezizales; Tuberaceae
Source: the annotation of a GenBank genome assembly